CACAAACCUUAAAACCCUAACUGGGAUUAUUCCGUUUCACAUAAGUUUUUGACGGAAAAAAAAUUCGAUUGAUCGACAAAAGGGUCGAAGAAUGGCAACAAGAAACAAAAAGAAGAAGAAGCUCAUCAAUUCACAAUCUAGAAACAUCGUCAACAACAACAUGGAGGACGUGGGAGAGGAUAGGAUUAGUAAAUUGCCUGAACCCUUAAUUCAUCAUGUACUCUCUUUUCUUCCUAUCAAAUAUGCUGUUUCCACCACAAUUUUAUCAAAGAGAUGGAAAAAUCUCUGGAUAUCUAUGCCCGUUUUUGACUUUCUUGAUUGGCGAUCUAUUACUUAUGCCCCGGGGACUGAAGGUGGUGAUUUCAAGCUACAUCAAGAAACCAAUAGGUUUAUGGAUUUCUUGGACAAUACAUUGUUUUCUAAUAAUAACGCAUCAUCAACUAUACAGAGAUUCCAUCUCAAUUGUGACAAUGAACACUUUGAUGCAAGCCGGGUGAGGGAAUGGAUUACUGCUUUAAUAAAGCGUAAAGUCGGAGAGCUUAAUCUUAUGGUGAAUUGCCCGAGAUCCAAUCUGGUUCCCGUUGACCUUUUCAUUUGUGAAUCACUGACGAUAUUGGAUUUUGAUUUUGGAAAAGAACAAGUUCUUGAGUUCCCACAAUCAAUUUCUUUACCAAAACUUAAGGUACUUCGGUUAUCGUAUGUUCUAUUCAAGGAUAAGGCACUGGCGCAACAAUUUUUUUCUAACUGUCCUACACUUGAAGAAUUAGUAUUGUGCAGAUGUAGGCGGAAUGAUCUAGAUGUCUUAUUUUUCUCAGCACCGCGACUUAAGUUCUUCGCCUUAAAGGGUUCUCUAAGAGAGCGUUUUUGUUAUAACCUUAGAGUUGAGAUCGACGCACCAAAUCUAACCUCCAUUGAGUAUGGUGGCUGGCUACCAAGAGACUUUCUUGCGGGUAACUUUCCAUCACUAGUUGAAGCAGAUUUUUGCCAUGCCCGUGAUAACAAAGUAAUUACAUUAGAUUCUUUAUCUAAGUUUGUAAGACUGUGUUCCAAUAUAAAGCUCCUUAAAACAUCAUACAAGUGUUUUCAGAUUUUUGGCAUUGCAAAUGUUCCCUUAACAAGUUUCCCAACCUUCAAUAAUUUGGUGCGUUUGGAAGUGGAUUACGAUUAUCCUCAUUUUCCGUUACCUUCCAUGAAUUCGUUAGUCAAGUUUCUACAUUUAUCACCAAAUUUGGAAUCACUAGUCAUCAAUCAGGUACCUUUUAUUCAAGAAGUCAAUGGGUAUGAGUUGACAUUAAACACAACGCCUCAUUGUUUGUUGCUCUGCCUCAAUUCACUCGAACUUCGAAACUGUAAAGGUCUCCCGGAGGAGAUGGAGUUUGCUAGAUUGUUUUUGAAGCAUGCUCAAGUCCUUCAACUGGUGAUAUUUAGAAGAGGAAUUUCACUAAAUUCUUCAUGCGAAAUCAUUCAGCAGUUACAAAAUUAUCCAAGGGCUUCAACACACUGUAGUUUUCAGUUACUGUAAAACGUACAUGACCAAAUGUGCUAGCCAUGACAGAGUGACAGACCAUAGCAGCAGAAGAUUUUCUUAUCAAGUCUUUGAUUCCCGUUUAGUCUAGGUAUGUUAGUUCUUUAUUUUGUAUUUCCUUCUUUAUUCUCAGUAAAUCAUUAUUUAUCGAUGAAACAAAAUGUAUUCACAUCAGCCAAACAAUUUUUGGUAUUCUUAAGUUUCACAUUCAGUUUGUUUGAAGGCUAAGGUUAGAAAUGCAUGGCUUCUGUAACUUUGAAGUUUCCUAUUGAGUUAUCUGGUGCUGAAGUUUCUAGUUCUGUGACUUUGAAGCUCUGAAUUAAUGUGAAUUUCAUGGAUGAGUGAUCAAUUGUCACGUCAGAAUCUCCAUGGAAGAUUUGAAGUCGCCGACUGUUACUCAUUGAUCAGUUUGUCCACUAUAGAACCAGUUGUUGAAGGUUGUAAUUUUCAUCAGUCAAACACAUCAAUAAAACCCAGUUGCAGUUCUUGUUGAAGCUUCCCCUAGGAUC
Molecule: messenger RNA, 2034 nt
Organism: Papaver somniferum (opium poppy)
Lineage: Eukaryota; Viridiplantae; Streptophyta; Magnoliopsida; Ranunculales; Papaveraceae
Product: F-box/LRR-repeat protein At4g14103-like
Exons: 4
Coding region: 92-1522 (476 amino acids)
Molecular function (GO): protein binding
Source: RefSeq, a predicted model, not a curated record